AUGGAGGGUUCAAACAAUGGAUUGAGCAGUCGUCCUGAGAAAUUGGACGGAGAUCCUCGAUCAACUAGUGAUACCAGCAGCAGUGGUAGUUGUACUUCUCUGAAAGAGUUCAGUGGUAACAACCAUGAACUUCAUCAGGAUACUGACCAACAGGUAGUUAAGGAUGCUGCUGAGGAUCCAGCGUUUCUGAAAAAAGUAGAGACUCUUUCUAGGUCAUUGUCCCGUCGUACUACGACUCUUUCUGAGUGGGAUGAGGUCGAUGAGAACUUCGAUAUGUACAGAGAGAUCCAGGGGAUCCUUAAGGCGUCCAACGAUGGUGGUAUCCAUUUGAGGAAGGCCGGUAUCACCGCCAGAAACGUUGCUGUAAAGGGUGUUGACGCUCAGUUUCUUGAAGGUGCCACUUACGGUGAUAUGCUAAUGUUACCUGCAACUAUAUUCAAGGGAAUUAAGAAGGCCAGACAAACAACAUUGAGAGAUAUCAUUAGCAAUGUAAAUCUACUUGUUAGGCCUGGUGAGAUGUUGCUUGUAUUGGGUAGACCAGGUUCUGGUUGUUCCACUUUCUUAAAAACAAUGGCUGGUGAGCUAUCUCAUUUCAAGGGUGUCUCAGGUGACAUCUCGUACGACGGUGUCUCACAAAAGGAUAUGUUGAAGUAUUUCAAGUCGGAUGUUAUAUACAACGGUGAAAUGGAUGUCCAUUUCCCGCAUUUGACUGUGCAACAGACUUUAGAUUUUGCUGUCGCUUGUAAGACUCCAAGCAAAAGAAUUAACGAUUUUACCAGACAACAGUAUAUCGAAUUCAUCAGAGACUUAUAUGCAACAAUUUUCGGUUUGAAGCACACUUAUAACACUAAAGUUGGUGAUGAUUUCGUGAGAGGUGUCUCUGGUGGUGAACGUAAGCGUGUUUCCAUCGCAGAAGCUUUGGCCGCUCGCGGUUCCAUAUAUUGUUGGGAUAACGCUACUCGUGGUCUCGAUGCUUCUACUGCUCUUGAAUAUACAGAAGCUAUCAGAUGUAUGACAAACUUACUAAAGUCCACUGCGUUGAUUACUGUGUACCAAGCAAGUGAAAACAUCUAUGAGACUUUCGAUAAGGUUACCAUUCUCUACGAAGGUAAACAAAUAUAUUUCGGUCGCAUUGAAGAGGCUAAGAAGUAUUUCGAAAACUUGGGGUUCAUCUGUCCAGCAAGGCAAGCAACGGCUGAAUUUUUGACCUCUUUAACUGAUUCUAAAGGUUUACGCAGAGUAAGACCUGGUUUCGAAAACAAAGUCCCAAGAACCAGAGACGAUUUCGUCAGGGUUUGGGAAGAGUCCAAAGAAUAUCAUGACUUAAUACAAAGUAUCGAACAUUACGAAACGAAAGAAGUCGAUGGUGCGAAGACUAUCCAGUUCUUCAAAGAAUCGAUGGUUGAAGAGAAAGAUAAGGCUUCGAGAAAGAAGUCUAAAUUUACUAUUUCCUAUUGGGCUCAAAUCAGGCUCUGUACCAGGAGAGGGUUCCAAAGAAUUUAUGGUGAUAAGUCUUUUACUAUCACAAACACUGUUGCUGCUAUCAUUCAAGCCUUGGUUACUGGUUCCCUAUUCUACAACACCCCAAGUAGUACUCAAGGUGCUUUCUCUCGUGGUGGUGUUUUAUAUUUCGCUAUUCUAUAUUUCUCUUUGAUGGGUUUAGCCAACAUCAGUUUAGCAAACAGACCUAUCUUGCAGAAACAUAUCGCUUACUCAUUGUAUCAUCCAUCUGCUGAAGCACUUGCUUCUACUAUCUCUAAUGCCUUCUUCAGAAUGAUUUCGUUAACCGCUUUCCUAAUCAUCCUUUACUUCUUAUCUGGUUUGACUCGUAACGCUGGCAGAUUCUUCAUGGUGUAUUUGUUUGUGGCGCUCGCAUCCGAGUCAAUCAAUGCCUUGUUUGAAUUUAUCACUGCUGCGUGUGACUCAAUUUCUCAGGCUAAUGCUAUUGCAGGUUUGGUGAUGAUGGCCUUAUCCUUAUACUCCACCUAUAUGAUUCAAACUCCUUCUAUGCAUCCAUGGUUUGAAUGGAUCUCUUACAUUCUACCAUUGAGAUAUGCUUUUGAGAACAUGCUAAACGCUGAAUUUCAUGCAAGAAGGAUGGAUUGCGGUGGUACUUUAGUACCAACGGGUCCUGUUUACGAGAAUGUCAGUAGUGAAUACAAGGUCUGUGCGUUCAUCGGAUCUCAGCCAGGUGAAUCGUAUGUUUUGGGUGAUAACUAUUUGAAACUUCAGUACGACUACUCAUAUUCACACCAAUGGAGAAAUUUCGGUAUUUUGAUCGCAUUUUUGGUCGGUUUCCUCGUCUUCAAGUCUGUUAUCACUGAAUUCAAGACCCCUAUUAAGAGUAGUGGUGAUGCUUUACUCUUCAAAAAGGGUACCAGCUUGAACACCAUUCCAAAAGACGAAGAAAGCAAUGUUAACAGUACUGAUUCCAUUACGAAGACCACUGAUAGCUCAUCUAGGUCGGACGACCCAGCACUAUUUGCUGAUAUGAGAAGUGAAGGUAUCUUCCUAUGGAAGGAUAUCUGUUAUACUAUCCCUUAUAAAGGCGGCGAACGUCUGUUAUUGGAUAACGUAUCUGGGUAUGUUAAACCUGGUACUUUGACUGCCUUGAUGGGAGAAUCUGGUGCAGGUAAAACUACAUUGCUAAACACACUUGCUCAAAGAACUGACAUUGGUGUUGUCACUGGUGACAUGUUGGUAAAUGGUAAGCCAAUCGACGCCUCAUUCGAAAGAAGAACGGGUUACGUUCAACAACAAGAUGUUCACAUCAAAGAAAUGACAGUCAGAGAAUCUCUACAAUUCUCAGCAAGAAUGAGAAGACCACUAACUGUUCCAGAUGAAGAAAAACUUGAUUACGUUGAAAAGGUUAUUGAAAUCUUGGACAUGUCCGCUUACGGUGAAGCUUUAGUCGGUAAUAUUGGUUAUGGUUUGAACGUUGAGCAAAGAAAGAAGUUAUCAAUUGCUGUUGAAUUGGUUGCCAAACCGAACUUGUUGUUGUUUUUGGACGAACCAACUUCUGGUUUAGAUUCUCAAUCUGCCUGGGCCAUUGUUCAGUUGUUGAAGAAAUUAGCCGGCGCCGGUCAAUCAAUUUUGUGUACCAUCCAUCAACCUUCUGCUACUUUGUUCGAAGAAUUCGACAGAUUGUUAUUAUUGCGUAAAGGUGGUCAAACUGUGUACUUUGGUGACAUCGGUGAACACUCUUCUACGUUGUUAUCAUACUUUGAGAGAAAUGGUGCACGUAGGUGUGAAGAAAAGGAAAAUCCGGCCGAGUAUAUUUUGGAAGCCAUUGGUGCCGGUGCUACAGCUUCCGUUAAGGAAGAUUGGCACGAAAAAUGGAUUAAAUCAUCAGAAUUUGUUUCUGUUAACCAAGAAAUCAACGACUUAAUCGAAAAGCUAGCCCACCAACCAAAUGACGAUUCUUCCACUGAAUUGAUUACUAAAUAUGCUACACCAUAUUGGUACCAAUUCGUUUAUGUUUUAAGACGGACCAUGGUUAUGUUCUGGAGAGAUGUGGACUACUUAAUGGCUAAGACCAUGUUGUAUAUCAGCAGUGGUUUGUUCAUCGGUUUCACCUUCUAUAAUGUGGGUACUUCUUUCGUCGGUCUACAAAAUGCGAUGUUUGCUGCAUUUAUGGCUUGUAUUGUUUCUGCCCCAGCAAUGAAUCAAAUUCAGGCUCGUGCCCUACAAUCAAGAGAAUUAUAUGAAGUUAGAGAAUCCAGAUCUAACAUGUUCCACUGGAGUUGUAUGUUGUUCUCACAAUAUAUCACUGAAUUACCGUACCAAUUAUGGUGUAGUACCUUAUUCUUUGUAUCCUUCUAUUUCCCAUUGAAGGCAGAAUACACAAGUUUGAAAGCCGGUUUAUUCUACUUGAACUACUGUGUCAUUUUCCAAUUAUACUGUGUUGGUUUGGGUUUAGCUGUGUUGUACAUGUCUCCAGAUCUUCCAAGUUCAAACGUCAUUAUGGGUUUACUACUCUCCUUCAUGAUUACCUUCUGUGGUGUUGUGCAACCUGUUAAUCUAAUGCCCGGUUUUUGGACCUUUAUGUGGAAGGUAUCCCCGUACACGUAUUUGAUUCAAAAUUUCGUUUCUUUGAUGUUACAUGACAAAACAGUCAUCUGUACCGAUAAGGAACUGUCUUACUUUAACCCACCACCGGGAUCAACUUGUGGAUCUUACAUGACUGACUAUUUCACUGAAGGGUUCGGUUAUAUUAAGAACCCAGAGGCCACCAGCAACUGUGCUUACUGCAGAUACAAGAUCGGUGAUCAAUACCUAUCUUACAUUUCUGCUAAAUAUGCUGAUCUAUGGAGAAACUUUGGUUUCUUAUGGGUUUACAUCUGCUUUAACUUAAUCGCAAUGGUUUCAUUAUAUUACAUAUUCCAUGUUAAGCGUUUCAGCCCAAAGUCUUUGGUAAUGGGCGUUGUUGGUAAAUUCAAGAAAGAAAAAUGA
This is a messenger RNA of Kluyveromyces lactis, 4452 nucleotides long. It is a transcript of the gene SNQ2, whose product is annotated as ATP-binding cassette transporter SNQ2. Gene Ontology annotation, molecular function: ABC-type transporter activity; ATP hydrolysis activity; ATP binding. The coding region runs from base 1 to 4452 and encodes 1483 amino acids. The transcript has a single exon. Gene Ontology annotation, cellular component: membrane. Lineage: Eukaryota; Fungi; Ascomycota; Saccharomycetes; Saccharomycetales; Saccharomycetaceae. The record is from RefSeq and is a predicted model, not a curated record. Gene Ontology annotation, biological process: transmembrane transport.